Pangasianodon hypophthalmus (striped catfish) is the source of this 2379-nucleotide messenger RNA. RefSeq names its product C-C chemokine receptor type 4. Gene Ontology annotation, cellular component: membrane. The transcript has 2 exons. NCBI's taxonomy places the organism in Eukaryota, Metazoa, Chordata, Actinopteri, Siluriformes, Pangasiidae. Gene Ontology annotation, biological process: G protein-coupled receptor signaling pathway; immune response; chemotaxis. The record is from RefSeq and is a predicted model, not a curated record. Gene Ontology annotation, molecular function: chemokine receptor activity. The coding region runs from base 148 to 1197 and encodes 349 amino acids.
CAUGCACUCAUACUCAUACAGGCUACAAAUUACAGGAAAUUUGCUCGAGCUGAAAAGAAAAACAGCAAGAUGAAAUGCCCUUGUCUCACUUGCAUGUAUGCAUAGGACACCAAAGAACACCAGACAGGACAACAGAUUAUUUCCAUUAUGGAACAAAGUGGGAGCACAGAAAGAAUGACCACUAUGGAGAUGAACAUAACUAGCCAAUAUUAUUAUUACGAUGAGGCCUCACCUUGCUAUAAUGUUCCUGAUUUGAACCCGACGAUCAUGGCUGUCGUCUUCUACCUGGUUUUUGCCCUUGGACUUCUUGGUAACACCACCUUAUUGUGGAUGUUGCUGAAGAUCAUGCGCAUAAAGACCAUGACAGAUGUGUGCCUGCUGAACCUGGCAAUUUCUGACCUGAUCACCGUGCUCUCGCUGCCCUCAUGGGCACUUUACAUCAAGGGGCAUUUAUCUGAUGCUAAUGCCAUGUGCAAACUCAUGGUUGGUACCUAUCAACUGGGCUUCUACAGUGGCAUACUUUUUGUGAUGCUGAUGAGCAUUGACCGCUAUUUGGCCAUUGUCCAUGCAGUAGCAUCUUUGGGAGCACGGACUCUGAGUUACGCCAUUACUGCUAGCCUUGUAAUCUGGACCAUCUCCUUCUGUGCUGCACUUCCAGGGGCCAUUUUCCACAACAUGAUCACAGAUAUGGAUAACAACACACAGUGUGAUUGGGAUACCAAUAAAGGGUCAGUCAAGACAUGGAAGCUGUUCCUUAAUUUUAGCCAAAAUACAGCAGGGCUCUUUGUCUCACUGCCUGUCACAAUCUACUGCUAUGUCAGGAUCCUGCUGGUGCUGAGGAGGACAAAGAACUCCAAGCGAGGACGAGCCAUGAAGUUAAUUUUUGCCAUCGUCAUCGUCUUCGUGGUCUUCUGGGUGCCAUACAAUGUAGCCGUGUUCUUGCAGACCCUGCAGAACUUUGAAAUCGGCGAUUCGUGUGAUAGCAGUAAACAUAUAACUACCGCCCUGUCUGUGACUGAAACCGUUGCAUUAGCUCACUGCUGCGUGAAUCCUGUGAUCUAUGCUUUUGUUGGGGAAAAGUUCAGGAAAUGUUUGGCCAAAGAGUUUUCAAAAUGGCUCCUUUGUGCAAAGUUUUACAAACCAACAUCAAUGUAUUCAAAAACCUCAGAAAAUGAAACAUCCAACACACCUUUAUAAGAGAACUGUAUAUAUUUAUGUAUUUGUAUAAAUGCCACAGGAUAUAGAAUCAGAGGUGAUUUGAGCUAAACUGUACAUACUUCUUUUAUCUAAAUCUGUUACUAUAUUAACGUAGCAUUGCCGCCUGACAACUCCAGGGUGCCUGGUUCAAUCCUGAGCUCGGGCUGCUGUCUGUGUCUGUUUCCCAUGUUCUUCCCAUGUCAUCCUGGGUUCUUUGGUUUCCACCAACCUUCCAAAAACAUGCCAGUACGUUCUGUGAGAUGGACUGGUGUCCCAUUAAGGGUAUAUUCCCACCUCACACCCAAUCUUCCCAGAAUACACUCCAGAUCCACUGCAACCCUAACCAGAAUAAAGCAGUUCCUGAAGAUGAUUGAAUGUUCCUAUAUUAGCACAUACUAUAUUUUACUAUAUUAGUAUUAUAUUAUAUUUAUUAUGUUAAUAAUGCCAAAGUCAUAGGAAUACUAACAAUUUAAGGCAGCUUUGUUUGGUCUUAAGAACUAUAACCACAAAUCAACCCCCUUAGUUUUAUUACAAUCUGAGUCAUGAAAAUUCUUGUGAAUCUUGUGAGAUUAUGAAUAAAUACCCCAUACCAAAUAGCACAUUAGAGAUCUUCUGUCAGAAACAGAACCAUUAACUAAAUUUAAGUUAUAUUAUGCCACAACCCUACUAUAAACAAUGUAAUGUAAUAAUGUGGGAGUUUAAGGUUCAGUGACUCAUUCAUUAUCUGGAUGAAUGAUGGUUUAUAUAUGAAUUAUGUAUAUUAUCCAUAUUAGCUGUCCUGUGCAUUAUUAAAAGCCCUAUUAAAAUCAUUUAAUUCCCCAGUACAGUACAGAAUUGCAUCAUUGCACAGACUGAGUCAUGUUUUUUCCUGAGAUGUGCACAGUUUAACCCCUCCUUACAUCAAGCCACAAAGCACAAAUGUUUUGAAAGAUUCGCUGUAGAGCAUGAAACUGUAAGAGCAUGAAACUGUAAGAGCCGGAUUUCCUGCACAUGACUUUUUGUUCUUACAUGAAAAACCUGUUAGUAUGCGUGUAACAAAUGAAGAGGAAGACUGAAGGAAGAAGCUUGAAUCUGUAAAAGUAAUGAGAAGGAGCAUGUUGUAGUACGCAUGACUGUAUGUAUGGUCUAUUGUUGCAACGUCAAAGUAAUAAAGUGUUGUUGGUUUGAAAAUAGUACACCACU